Pristis pectinata (smalltooth sawfish) is the source of this 6747-nucleotide messenger RNA. It is a transcript of the gene hmgxb4a, whose product is annotated as HMG box domain containing 4a. Bases 211 to 2064 code for a protein of 617 amino acids. The transcript is spliced from 11 exons. Lineage: Eukaryota; Metazoa; Chordata; Chondrichthyes; Rhinopristiformes; Pristidae. The record is from RefSeq and is a predicted model, not a curated record.
GGACGCUGAUCGAUGUGCUCUGUGGUCGAUCAUUCAUGCCUGUCCGUGGCUCUCUGUUGUUUUCCGAUCAAUAUGGCGGCGGUUGGCGAGGACUGGCGCUCCGGAGCGGCGGCUUCACGGAUUAUAUACAGAUGAAACCUACUGGCUGAAGAACCUUGGUCUUCCAAAUGUGUACAUUGUCAAACAGUAUUUUAAAUUUAGACUCCAGUCAUGGCUUAUGAUGAAGCAUUCAAGAAAAAAGAAGAUUGUAUAGUGGGUGAAAGCGGAAUUGAAGAGGUGGGUCUGGCAGCAGGCAGAAGCCAACGAGAGAAGAAGCGCUCGUAUAAAGAUUUGCUGAAAGAAGAGGAGGAAAUAGAUGCAGAAGUCCGAAAGUCAGCCAAAAAGAAAGUGAAGGAGAUUGAAGGUUUCCUUUUGGGUGCUGAUUUUCAUAAGAAAAAGAAGAAAUUACACCAUUUAACAGGAGAAGAGUUCUACUAUGGAGAGCUGUCACCUAUGGAACCUGUAAAGAAGAAAAAGAAAUUUGAUGGUCAACAGCCUGACACUGCCAUGGGCCUCCUCAAGGCUAUAACCUCACCGGUACCUACAGUCGCAAAGCCUUCUAAAAAAGUCGAGAAACCAUUUUCUGCUUUUGGCUCACCGUCCUACCCUCCUCCUUUUUACACAGAGAGUAAGAAGGAGCACAAGAAAAAAGCUGCCAGUGCAGAGCCCGAGGAUCUCUCUGAAGAAGGAAGCUUCCACAAAUCAAAGAAGAUGAAGCCACUUUUUGUAAAUACGGACACUGUGACUGUGCGUGAGGGGGAGGGUUUAAAAAUGAAACUCCUCCUCUCACCCAAGGACAAAUCGGGCAUGGAUGAUGAGGCAUUUAAUUUUGCAGGGACGUCAAGUUUAAAGAAAUCAUCCAAGAAGGUGAGUAGGGAGGAACAUGGCACUUUUCUUUCUGCCCUCGAUGCCCACAGUUUGCCAAAGGCAUCAGCUGUUCGCAAAAAACAUAAGUCAGAGUCUCGGGUUAGUGAGGGCUUUGACUCUGCUUCGCAUUUCUACACUGACGUUCACGCCAGCAACCUUUCCGAGUAUGAGUUCACGGGUUUAGAGACAUUGGACUCUGCAUCGUCCUCUGGUGGGGAGCUUGAGGCGGGAGAGCUAGUUAUCGACGAUUCUUUCCGAGAGAUGAAAAAGAAAAAGAAGAAAGACAAAAAAAGCAAAAAGAAGAAGGACAAAGACAAACACAAAGAAAAGAAACACUCAAAAUCUAAGAAGCUGCUGGCUCAUGGCUCAGGGAAGGUCUUGUCAGCCACGAAGUGCUGUUAUCCACCGCAGCCGUCCGUUAGCACACCUUAUGCAAUAAAUGUGCCCCCACCUUCCAUAUUCCAUAUUGAAGGACAGACCGAGAAAAAGAAGAAAAAGGAAGAAAGAGACAAAGAAAAGAUUGAGAAACCUGAAAAGAAAAAAAAGAAUAUGUCUGCUUAUCAGCUGUUUUGCAAGGAGUACCGGAUUAAUAUUGUUGCUGAGCAUCCAGGAAUAGAUUUUGGUGAGCUCAGCAAGAAGCUGGCUGAGGUAUGGAAACAGCUUCCUGACAAGGAUAAACAGGUAUGGAAACAGAAGUGCCAAUACUUGCAGCACAAGCAGAAUAAAGCUGAGGCUAUGACAGUGAAACGGAAGCUCACUGAUUCAUUGGAAGAGGCAACUGUUAAACAGAAAGGCAAGCAGAACCCAUCAUCGUUGCCUGGUGUCGUGACACCUCAGAAGAAAUCAGCCCUCUUAGUGGGUUUAGGAGGCAGCAGUCAGUCCUCCUCUCCAGUUAAAAUGCCAGAUGCUGACCCAAUCGAUGUUGCAGCGCACUUGCAGCUUCUGGGAGAAUCACUGAGCCUCAUCGGCCACCGAUUGCAAGAAACUGAGGGCAUGGUGGCUGUGUCCGGGAGUCUCUCUGUCCUGCUGGAUUCCAUAAUCUGUGCACUGGGUCCUUUAACCUGCCUCACAGCACAGGUUGAUCAUCUUAAUGGCUGUCCAAAAGAAGUUCUGGCUCACACGCUGGAUAACAUUGCUUAUAUCAUGCCAGGACUUUGACCUUGAGAGAUGUUUGGGACUGGAUCAAUAGCAGAAAACUGAAUAAUAUAUUGUAGAUAAAGAUUGUUUAGCACAUUUGUAUUGUACCCUUUCCCAUAGUAUUGUAAUUAUUGUUGAAUGCUGUAAAAAGCCUGCUUUGAAAUGGUUGAGACAAGGCAAGCCCGGGAGACGUGCUGGGAAGAAGGUGCAUUUCGCGAAGGGAUCAUUGGGUUGAACAUUGAUCUACCAGGAAUCACUGAUGCCAAAUAUCAAUGCCAGUGCUGGACCAUCUUCUGCUGAAACAUAAUUGUUUUCACGGGUAUGCAUCAUUUUGUAAGUUUGUAAUGUUAAAUGUAUAUUACAAUUUUUUAAGAACUCCACUUCUGGAAUAAAAUGAAACAUUGGAAAUAUUUAGCAGGUCGUUCACCAUCUGAAAAACUAAAUAGAGGGUGUUGUGAUGAAAGAUCACAGCUAAAGUGCCAAACCCAUCUUGUGCUUUCAGUUGAUGAGCAACCUGUGGUGGAUUUGCAGUGUUUUAUAUUUUAUUUCAUUAUUUUAUAGCACUGAAAAUGCAGCUUUUCUUGUUUCACAAUAGUUCUUGCUUAUUCCUUGUGGGAAAUGGCCUUCAAUUGGGCUCCGUUCAGCUCUUGUGGAUUUUUCCUAUGAUAGAUAAAGUGCCCACUGUGAGUACAUUUUGCUGAGGAGCGUAAUGUUUUUUGGAAUUACUAUUAUCCAUGACUAAUUUUCCUUUUUCAAUAUAACUCUAAAAUCUGAUUUGAGCAGGCAGAUUUUUGUACAACUGUGUCUCUGUCUUUCUUGCAUUCAGUAUUGAACUUUUGCCUCCUCCAUUCAUGAACAACUGAACUAGCAUGAAAAUAGCAAACACUGGUUAGCAGGGCAGGCAGUAUCUGUGGAGAGAGAACUGGAGUUAACCAUUUCUGAUCAAUGAUCUUUCAUCAGAACCUGACUGGUAUCAGGUUCUGGAGUGUCUGAACAGUGAGUAUCAUAUUUGACCUAAUCCAGUCCUUACCAAUUUGCAAAUGUGCACUUCUCAGCUGAAUCAUCGGGUAGAGCUCAGGAGAGAGAUCACUGACCUUUUAGACUAUUCAGCACAGUGCCUUUUGUGCCUAUGUAGCUGUCUGAAAGUGCUGUUCAAUCAGUCUGACUCCCCUGUCCUUUUUCAUUGCCCACAAGUGUUAACCCAUCAUUUUGUUUUCCUUUCAAGCAGUGGAUACAGAUCCUCAAUCUGCUGAGUUUAACAAAAAUUCUCUUCUGAUACCUUGCCAAUUAUUUUCUGUCUGUAUUUACUUGUUGCUGUUUCUUCUGCUACCAGAAAUAAUUUCUCUUCAUUUCACUUAUAAAACUUAAAUCUUUUGUCCUAAAGAGAACAAUCCAAGAUUCUCAAAUUUCUCCAUGUGCUAAAACUCCACAUCCAGGCUCUGUUCUAUUAAAUCUUUAUAGGACCUUUCUCCCACUCCAACUGAAGGUAAUUGUAAUGCCUCAUUAUUGCUUGUUUCUUCAUUUCUGUGUGCGAACAUUAUGGCGCAUUAAAUAAGUGGCAUUAUAAAUUGCAUUUCCUGAACAUUAUGGUGUAUUAAUUAAGUGGUAUUAUAAAUUGCAUUUCCAGAAUAUGUUAGUAUAUCCAGUAAUAAAUAACCUGAUUCUCUAACUGGUGUUGUGUGCAGGACUGGUAGGUUCAGUGGGUUAAAUGCUGUGGUGACAACAUUCAUUAUGUUAUACAUUUAUGAAGCACCUUGGGUGUUUCCUAAUUUAAAGUAGCUAUAUGAAUUUUGUUCUUGCUGCAAUGCUCUCUAUUGGAGGGAAAUUUAUAAUAUUUCCUAUUUUUUGUCCAUUGUUUUUUUCCAGAGUUUGCCUCUGUAAGGCCAAUAUGUCUGAAGCUUUGUGCAGCUGCUGUAGCCUAUAAACAACUAUUUAAAAACCAGUAACCUUCAUCAUGGAAUGUAUCCCAUGUUGAAAAAGCUAUACCCAUUGAGAGAUUGAUACAUUCAAAGCCUAUGAUUCUGUACUUGUAAUAAUUUAAAACAGCAAAAAUUGUUGUGUUAUGCAGAAAAACAGGGUUGUCAAAAUGGCGGACAAGUUCUGAACCUUUUGGUGAUUAGUACCAUUUGUAUAGCACCAUUUUAAAGUAACAAUACUUUGUUAUUUCAUUUGUUUGCAAACCACAUGAUUGUCCCAUUGUAGAGUUUUGAUAGUAGUUUCCCAGUACUUCCCUAAUGGUUAUGUUACUUUAAAACCAUGAAUUGUUUUCCAACCCAAUGGAGGUAGUUGUAUUUGGACAAGAUCAGUUAAACAAGCCACAAAGACCACCAGAGUCAGAUGUUAAUUGAAGAAUUGUUGGCUGAAUCACUAUCAUUAUUUUCUACCAUAUCUUCAGUUAAUUCACAUUUUAAUGAGUGAUUUUUUAAAAAUAAUAUUCCUACUUAUAAGCCAAUGUUUUUCAUUUUCUCCAUCAAUGCAACCAAACAGAUGAAUGCAUGUGGCUGCAUGAAGGAGCUCCCUAAAUGGAAAUGAUUGUGAUACAGGUUGUUUAGUAUAAUCACUUAAUUCCUAGAACAUGUUUUAAGGGGUUGGGUACCAUUCAAAGCCCACUUUGAUAUUAGUGCAAAAGAUGAAUCCGUUUAAUUCUAGGAAUGUGGGAAUGCUUCUAGCCUGAGCUUGCAUGGGUUCACUUGUGAGAAGCUGUGCAUAAAAUCUGAAGUCAGUUGUAAUAUGGGUGUUUAGAUGAAAAUAUGAACCUGUCCAGUUUUCUUUUGCCUCAGUAGGUGCCUCUCCUGAUUGAAGUGGCAUGUUUUGGACUAUCACUUUCACACUUGUGAAACAACUUGUUUUACUUCCUUUGUAGGUAUAUUUUAUUUUCAUAAAUUCAACUUUGAUGCAAGUUUGCUCAUGCCUUACUAAGCUUUGAAGUAUUUUUAGUCAAUUAGUGUGUGAGGAUAUACUGUAGAAACAAACAGGGGAUGUUCAGCCCCUGCUCUGCCAUUUAAAUAGAUUGUGACAGAUCAGCAUCUUCCAUCUGCAUGCUGUGGUUCUGCAACCAUUCGUAGUCUUAGCUAAUAAAGGUUUAUCACUCUCAGUUCUGAAACUGUUAAUACUUUAUGUUUGUAGGAAUGAGGGAGAGGCAGGGAGUUUCAGAUUCCUGUUUCUUUUGUAAAGAAGGGUUUCUUGACAUUAGCCCUACAUGCCCUAGCUCUAAUUUUAAAGUUGGGCCAUCUCACCCGCUCUUGCAUGUUCUGGACUCCCACAGAGAAAUACUCUUACAAAUCCUUUCUCUGCUUCCAAUAAAGUGCAAUGUGACCUCUGUAAGUACAGUGCAGGAGAUGGGACAAGAGGUGAUCCUUGAUGUCUAAUUGUCAACAAAUGAGGUAGCUCUUUCAUGAAAAGUGCCAAACAUUUACUCUACAGUGUGGCAAUACCAACCAAUCCACAAUUCAAACCAUUCAGAUGCAUUAUUUUGAAUCGGGGUUUUAACUUGCUCUUUCAGAGCACAAAGGAACAUCGUAUCUCAGAAGUCGCAUUGCUGAGAAGGUACCAGUGUCCUAUUUCCUUCCUGUACAUAUCUAGGCCAAAUAGGCUUGGCUUAUUUAUUUAGCAUGUGCAGCUUUGAUAUAUUUGUGGGUCAUAUAUCCAACACUGGUACCUUUUUAAAGGGUGAUGAGGUGUUGUGUAAGAGCUCUUAUGGCUGAACUUAACAGCAGUUAAAUUGUAAUACCUGGAACUUACAGCGUAGUUGAAAGUUGUGAAUCCAAAUAGUGCAAGACAAAUCCCAGAUAUCAAAAGUUCAGAAUGUGACCAAUCAUCAAGCUAAUGAAAGAGGUUGGAGUGGAACAGUCAGUGAUGAAGAAAAACUUUGAAAAUAAAAGAUAAUCAGCAUUUAACCCACUAAUUAGAAAUAAGAUGUGUGUGGAAUGGGGGGGCGGGGCAGGGGUAUGGGUGGGGGAGAGGGUUGUGGUUACAGAGUCCUGCUCUAUUGGAGUCGAUUUGCACAUGUUCCUUCACUUUUGGAAUCAGAAUUUAGGGCCCAGCUCAAAUAAAAAAAACUUCUUUCUCUGUCUAGCUAAGAUCAGACCAUAGGGAAGGUUGGAAUGGGGGCUGAUAAUGUCUUGCUAAAGCAAUCGAAGAGAAUUUUCAGAGGCAUCUUUUGAAGCUGAAUGGGGGGAAUAUUACUCCAUAUCUGACCUGGGAAUUAUAAGCUGCCACCGAGUGCUAGAAAAUCUACAUGGCUGCUCAAAAAAACACACUGAAAUAAAACUAAAUGUGUAGCUUUCUCUUUGCAGUACUUGUUGAGCACAGCUCCCCCAGAGGAAACCACCACAACUCUGGGUCAGUGAGAGUUACUGAACUGAUUUUAUCUUUUGUAAAACUGUAAUUUGGAUGAAGUUUGAAAUGUUAAUGGGUCACAUUGGUUUGUUUUCUGAUACCACCAUUUAAUUACAAGGCUUGUUGAUAUCCAGAACAAUUCUGAAGUACUGUUUCACCAAUAAGUUGGGCAUUUCUCUCUUAAAGGUUUAUAUAUGUGUGUUUAUUGUAUCUUUUUUAAAAAGAAAGCAAAGGUUUAGAAUAUUUGCUGUUUUUACUUUGAGCUUUUAUAAAAAGUUCUUCCCUGUCUGUCUUGAUUUGCACACAGUAAACUGUAGUUGUACUGUAUGCUAUGAUAUAAAAGAUAAUGAGUUUUUGUACUCUGUU